Molecule: messenger RNA, 1059 nt
Organism: Punctularia strigosozonata HHB-11173 SS5
Lineage: Eukaryota; Fungi; Basidiomycota; Agaricomycetes; Corticiales; Punctulariaceae
Exons: 6
Coding region: 1-1059 (352 amino acids)
Cellular component (GO): eukaryotic translation initiation factor 2 complex; eukaryotic 48S preinitiation complex; eukaryotic translation initiation factor 2B complex
Molecular function (GO): ribosome binding; RNA binding; translation initiation factor activity
Source: RefSeq, a predicted model, not a curated record
AUGCGGUACUACGAACAACGGUAUCCAGAGGUUGACGAGCUCGUCAUGGUGCAAGUGCGCCAGAUUGCCGAGAUGGGCGCGUACGUGAAGCUGCUAGAAUACGACAACAUUGAGGGAAUGAUACUGCUCUCUGAGCUUUCCCGGAGACGUAUACGUUCUAUCCAGAAGCUCAUCCGAGUCGGCAGGAACGAGGUGGUCGUGGUACUUCAUUUCAAUCCAGGAUACAUCGAUCUCUCAAAACGCCGAGUGUCGCCCGAAGAUAUCAUCAAGUGCGAAGAGCGCUACAUGAAGUCCAAGACGGUCGCGUCCAUCCUCCGCCACGUCGCGACCAAGCUGCCUUCGGGAGAUGCCAAUGGCGCGGCAGCUCCUGAACUGGACGAUAAGGAAGCGGCGGAGGCGGCGAAGGAGUCGAAGCGCGCGCGGCGAGCGAAGAGGGCGGCGGGUGAGGACGACACCGAGCCCGUUGGCCCGGAAGACCCCGUCGGUGUGGCGAACGAGGAAGAAAAACUUGAACAACUGUACGAUAAGAUCGCGUGGCCUCUAGGAAAGACAUACGGCCACCCCUAUGAUGCCUUCAAGCUCGCGCUAACCGAACAGGACACCGUGUUCUCCUCCCUCCCCGAGCCCGUCCCCGAAAGCACGCUCAAGCUACUCAUGGCGACGAUCGCGCGUCGGCUCACGCCGCAGCCGAUCAAGCUCCGGGCUGACAUCGAGCUGACAUGCUACACCCCGGCCGGUAUCGACGCGAUCAAGAAGGCUCUCAAGGCGGGCGAGAAGGUGAGCAGCCAGGCGGUACCGAUCAAGGCCAAGCUCGUCGCUCCGCCAUUGUACGUUCUCAGCACGAACGCGACGGAUAAGUUCUCGGCCGUUGACCGGUUAGAACGCGCCAUUGAGAGCAUACAGCACACGAUCGAGGACCAGGGAGGGUCGCUCGUCGUGAAGAUGAAGCCGAAAGCGGUGUCCGAGACCGAAGACCAAGACCUUGCACAGCUCAUGCAAAAGGCCGCGCUCGAAAACCAGGAGGUGUCCGGCGACGAGGAGGAGGAGGAGGGCAUAUGA